CAUCCACAAUACUUUGAAAUGUUCCAACAAGAAAGUGCCUUAGAAAAUGGUAGAAAGGGAUAUUAUGGUUUAAAACAAAUUCACGACCCAUAUGAACAUACUGCAUUAAAUAAAAGAAGCAGAAGAAAGAGAAGACACGAACAAAAAAUGAUUCAAGAAGAAUUAAAGAAAAAUGGCUUUACAAAUCUUUUAUUAAACUCACCAAACAAUAGCUCAAUGACACCCCAAUUUUAUGGAAACAACCCACAAAACCAUCAAGCUUUUUAUCUUUCCCAACAACAACAACAACAACAGCAGCAACAACAUAUACAACCUCACCAACAAGCUGUACCACAAACCCCAAAUCAUUCCCACCAUUUACAUUCACAAUCUCCAUCCCCAAUGACAACACCAUUAUUACAAUUCCAACAACCACCAAGUCAGCACAAUACCCCCAAUCACCACCAAGUUUUAUCAUCUCCAUAUUUAAAAAAUAAUAUAAAUAUGUUCUCUCCACCACCAACCCCAAUUCAAAACACCGCUAA
This is a messenger RNA of Dictyostelium purpureum, 524 nucleotides long. RefSeq lists its product as uncharacterized. The annotation marks the transcript as partial. The record is from RefSeq and is a predicted model, not a curated record. Lineage: Eukaryota; Evosea; Eumycetozoa; Dictyosteliales; Dictyosteliaceae. The transcript has a single exon.